Messenger RNA from Anthostomella pinea, 996 nucleotides. The record is from the annotation of a GenBank genome assembly. Lineage: Eukaryota; Fungi; Ascomycota; Sordariomycetes; Xylariales; Xylariaceae.
AUGAUGUUCUCUCGUCAGACUUGCGGCAGCUUCGCCUUGACCACCGUCUGCUUCUUCUUUCUGUUCCUGACCGCAAAGCGUCUGGGCGAAUGGUCGCUUAACAGCCCCUACUCGCGCGUCGUCCCAUCGUUUCGGUACCCGCACGGCCAAGCUGGCGCAAACUCGACAGCAUGGGACGGUUCCGCCGUUGGUGCACCUCAUCUCAGACCAUAUGACCCGGUUUGCGACUCGUUCCCUAAUACUUCCAAUAUACUCGUUGUCGUGAAGACGGGCGCCACCGAAUCAUAUACGAAGAUACCUAUGCAGCUGAUGACUAACCUGCGAUGCGUCUCCGACUUUCUCAUAUUCUCCGAUUUGAGACAAAAUAUUGCUGGUUACGAGAUCCGCGACAGUCUCGACAAUGUCUUGGCUGAGACCAAGCAUGACAACCCUGACUUCAAUCUGUAUCAACGACAGCAGGCAUGUCCUAUCGACCAGGAGAGUUGUGGACUUGAUGACCACUUGAGAUCAGAAGGCUGGGAUCUAGACAAGUACAAGAACAUCCACAUCGCCGAGAAGACAUACCAGCUGCGUCCCAAUUACGAGUGGUAUCUGUUCAUCGACGCCGACUCGUACGUCGUCAUGCCCAGUCUGGUCCAGUGGUUGCGAAAACUGGACUCUUCGAAGGAGUUGUACUUUGGCAGCGUUAGCCUCAUUGACGGCUUGCGUUUCGCCCAUGGCGGGAGCGGCUACCUUCUCUCACAAGCCGCAAUGCACAAGUUCGUUGGCAGCCAUCCUGGGAUUGCGAAUCAGUACGAUACCCGCAUACGCGAGUCAUGUUGUGGUGACCACAUGCUCGCCAUCGCCAUCAAUGAGACCAUCGGUCUGAAGGUGAAGCAGACAUGGCCGACUAUCAAUGGCGAGAAGCCCCAUACUAUUCCGUUCCGUUCGCAACAAUGGUGUCAACCCAUUGUUACGAUGCACCACAUGGACCCGGAAGAAAUGUCGUCGUUCUAG